Molecule: messenger RNA, 4818 nt
Organism: Saccostrea cuccullata (small rock oyster)
Lineage: Eukaryota; Metazoa; Mollusca; Bivalvia; Ostreida; Ostreidae
Product: kinesin-like protein KIF27
Exons: 37
Coding region: 160-4338 (1392 amino acids)
Biological process (GO): microtubule-based movement; spindle elongation; mitotic spindle organization
Cellular component (GO): microtubule associated complex
Molecular function (GO): microtubule motor activity; microtubule binding; ATP binding
Source: RefSeq, a predicted model, not a curated record
GCAUGCGCAACAAAUUCUUGCAGAUUCUCUGUUGUUUACAUCGAAACGUAGGAAAAGUAUGCAUUAACAGUGAUAAAUGUGCCAUUUUGAGCACAAUUUAAGAAACUACAAUGAACGUAAUGAAGACAUAUCAUCUAAAAAGAAUUUAGACAAGGAAAAAUGGAAUCAAAAAUGACAACACAACAGGAAGUGAAUGUCAGAGUGGCAGUAAGGGUGAGGCCACUUCUACCGAAGGAGAGGGUAUCGGGAGAAGAAAUGUGUAUGCGGGUCGUGCCCUCCAGUAACCAGCUCAUACUGGGGAAGGACAGAGGAUUUACAUUUGACUACGUCCACUCACCAAAAGUCUCACAGGAAGAAGUAUACAAGUCAUGUGUAGAGUCUUUAGUGAGGAGUAUCUUUGAAGGAUACAAUGCUACUGUAUUUGCCUAUGGCCAAACAGGUUCUGGUAAGACUUACACGGUGGGAGGGGGGAACAUGAACGCUCUAACAGAGGAGGAAUACGGCAUUAUCCCCAGGGCCCUCAAAGAUAUGUUUGAUUACAUGCAGGCUAAUAAAGAGGUGGAAUACUCUGUGAAGGUGUCUUAUAUUGAGAUUUAUAAAGAGGAGCUUCAAGAUCUAUUGGACAUAGAGACACCAGCCAAUAAUCUCCAUCUCAGGGAGGAUGAUAAAGGCAAUACUGUGAUAAUAGGGGCCCGGGAGGUGGAAUGUGAGACACUUGAUGAUGUCAUGAGUCUGCUCGAGUCUGGGUCAGCGGUCCGAACCACAGGGUCAACUCAGAUGAAUGAACACUCGAGUCGUUCACAUUCUGUAUUCACUGUCAACAUAGGUCAGAAAUGGAUAGAAAAUGAUGUCAUGGCAGAGAAAAGAAAACAAAGUGAAAGCACUGAGUCACUGGAUGAAGAUAUCACCCACACUAUGUUUGGGAAGUUUCAUUUUGUUGACCUUGCUGGAUCAGAGAGGGCUCAUAGAACAGGAAAUGUGGGAGACAGGUUCAAAGAGUCAGUACAUAUAAACUCUGGACUGCUGGCCCUUGGUAAUGUCAUCAGCUCUUUGGGUGAUCCGAAAAAGAGAUCAACUCACAUUCCUUAUAGAGAAUCCAAAAUUACCCGACUUCUAAAGGACUCUUUAGGAGGGAAUGCCAAAACUUUGAUGAUUUGCUGUAUAAGUCCUUCCUCAGCCAAUUUUGAUGAAUCUCACAAUGCUCUGAAGUAUGCCAACAGGGCCAAGAAUAUAAAAAAUACCCCUAUAGUGAACAGAGAUGUGCAGUCUAUUAGAUUUGAAGAAAUGCAGUGUGAAAUAAAGGCAUUGCGGGAGGAGUUGGUAAGACAGCGGACGUCUAUGCUGAGUAAUGGGGGAGGUGACAAUGUCUAUAAUCCAGAGAAAGCCAUGCAGGAUGCACAGGAGAUGAAGAAGUUAGAACAACAAGUCAUCAGAUUACAGACUGAGUGUUCCCAUUACAAGAUGAUCGCGGAGGAGGCAUACAGACAGCUGAUAGAGAUUCAGCAGCGAGACAUUCUGUCUAAGAGUCAGGACUUCAGACUAAAGGACUGGCUGGACCUGAUGGAGGAGAUCAAAAAUAAGGUUCCUGCUACUCUUACUAAAGAGGAAUUAGAAAACCAGACAAUUCGAGAUCUGCAAUCCCAACUCAAGAAGUGCAGGGAAGAUCUCAAAAGUGAUGAGGAAAUCUUUGCUGAGAAAAAUAAGGAUUUUAAUGGACUGAUUGACAGAAACGAGGAACUGGGUAAUUUGCUGGAGGAAACCAAUAAGAAAUUGUCUGAGGCUGAGAUCCAGAUCAGGAAACAGGAACAACAGAUGAUAGAACAGCAGAUGAAGAUAGAGGAACUACACAAAGCUCUGAAGGAUGAUGUACAUGACAGUGUUAUAUUGACAAACCAGGAUGAGCUAUUCAGUGAGAGCAGUAUCCUGGAUGAGGAGGCUGUGGCGUCCAGUGCUCCGGCCGGAAUGACCGGCGGUCAGCGACCAAAGUCUGUACCUGUCCAGUUGUCAAGGAGACCAGACGCAUAUCCUGGACUGAGGCCACCAUCUAGAAACAUCAAGACGAGCCCGGCGUUGUUCACGCUGGAGCGAGUGAUGAAGAGUUUCCGGGCUCGGAGUCAGUUACUGGUCAGUCGUCUGGAGGACAGUGACGAGGUCAUGCAUCAGACAUUUGAGGAGGAGGAGACUAAUGUCAUUGGUAGCAGUCUUGGGAAUGGAAGCAAAUUUAAAAGGAAAGGAACAUACAAAGUAAAGAAAGGUGCAGGCAACACCGAGGACAAUAAAGAAAAUAAUGCAGAUCAGAUGAACGUCCCAGCCAUCCGAAUCAGUAAGCCAGCUUUCCGGGGGAGUGUGUCCUCCUCGGCUGGGGACUCUGUGUAUGAGACCGUGGAGGAUCGCCUCAGGAAGAGCAUCAACACACAGAGGAAGAUCAAGGAGACACAGAUCAAGAUGUCUGAGGACCAUCAGAAGAUGAGGGACCUCUCCAUAAACAUCAGAAUGAAGGAACAGCUUAUAAAGGAACUUGUUAAAACAGGAAAAGAUGCUGAAGUCCUCAAUAAACAGUAUGCUGAGAAGAUUAAACACCUGGAAAAGGAGAAAGAGAAGACAAAGUCAGAUUUGGAGGAAACUCAGAAAGUUCUGACAGAGUUAGAGACAAAUAAACAUCAGGAAAAAGUGGAAAAACAGAGACUACAGCAAGAAUACAAGAAAAAGUUGGAGCUUUCAAAGGCAAAAAUGUCUGCCAUUCAAAGGAAACAAAAAGAAACAGAGAAAAUUGCCAAUUUCUCAGCACAAAAUAGCAAAAAGAUUUCUGAUCUGGAGAUGCAGGUGGACAGGAUGAGACAGCAACAGGAUCAGUUACAGAAACGACUCAAGGACGAAUCAGAGAAGAAGGGCAAACUGGAGAAAGAGAUGCAGAAGGAAGCCCAGAAGGUCAGAGAUUUACAGAAGAAGAACGAGCAUCAGGAGAAAUUACUGAAGAAGAAAAACGAGGAGAUAGCUGCCGCGCAGCGUAAACUAAAGACCGGGACAUUACCUCCCAUACAGAUUGAUGACAUGGAGAAGAUAGAGGAACAGAAGAGGUGGCUGGACAACGAAGUGGAGAAGGUGGUGGAACAGAGGAGACAGGUGGAGGAACUGGAAGAGAUUCUCAGGAAAAGAGAAGAAAUUGUCAGCAAGAAGGAGGCUAUACUGAAUGAGAAGAGUGAGCUGGAAAUGAAGAAGUUACGAUCUAGUCAAGUGGUGAAUAAGAACAUUCUGACUGUGUCCUCUAAGUUGGAUACAGUGGAUAGGAUGAUAGAUGAGAAGAGCAGGGAACUAGCUCACACACCGUUAGAGGACCAGCAAAGGAUUAAGGAGGAGCUGGGUUUGUUACAGGGGAACAGAGACACACUGCAGAGAAAGAGGGGGGUCCUGGAGGAGAAACUCAAGGAGGGGAGGUUGAUGUCACCCCAGGAUGAGAGGAGAUUGAUAGAGCUAGAUGAAGCCAUUGAAGCUCUGGAUGCUGCUAUUGAGUAUAAGAAUGACCACAUCAACAGCAAACAGCUGGAGCUAAGGCACUCACAGGUGCUCUCUCAGAGUGAAGAUUCUGUCAUGAUUAGACUAAAAGCACUGUCAGCUGUAGAAACCAAGACACUGCUUUCUAAGUACUUUGAAAAAGUGGUCAAUUUGAGAGAAAAGGAGAGGAAGACUGAUGUUCAGUGUAGUGAAAUGGAGGUGAAGUUGGAUGAGCAGGAGCAGUUGAUUCGUGAGUUGGAGGGGGCGCUCCAGCGGGCCGCGGUGGAGGUGGACCGGCGCCUGACAAAACAACAGAGGGAGUACGAACAGAAGAUGCAGCUACUGAUGCAACAGAUCACCACCAGUAGCACCGCAGUAGAGGACCAACCAGUGAUGGAAACCACUGAGACCAAAAUUCAUCGGUUGGAGAAGGACUUAUAUUUCUACAAGAAAACCAGCAGAGACUUGAAGAGGAAGUUAAGAGAAAUGUAUGCUUCAGGGCUUAUAAAAUCCCAUGAUGAUGUGGGCCUAAACUCUUUACAAAGUUCUGUUGAUGAUCCAGAGUUACCUCCCAUGUCAAACAAUCACUCUCACAUUCCAAGCUCGCUCAACAGGGAGAGAGAAAUCCGUCCACUGAGUGGUAGAAGUGAAGGUCAUGGUUCCAGACCUAAUUCAGCGCGGAAUGCCGUGGUGACACACACCAGUAUUACUCCAGUAAAAAUCUCCAGGAAUAAUCUCCGUUUGAUGACAGAAAAGGAAGUGUCCGUCCGGAGGUCGAAUCUCAGUACAAGUCAACAGAGUGUUGGAUCUCCACCCCCUCCCCAGGAUUCUCUCGACCCUGGCUGAGGUAACAAUCCUUGGGGCUGAAGCUUUGAGUCAUUAGUGUAUUAUUUUAUGUGUUCAUUCCUGACAUUUGGUUGGUGCUGUGUUAUGCCAUGGAAUAUCUCCCCUGAUUACCAGGUAGCAGUGGGGAAGUGAUAUAGUGCUAGUGACCACAGGGUGUUAAUAAUGUCUCCAUAAUAAUGACAAACAGAGGGUUACCACACAAUAAAAACUCCUGAUUCUGUCAUAAAGUCUGUGUACACAAUACAGAUGUAUAGUGAAGAUAUGCUUCUGAAGUGCUUAGAAGUGUGCACUGAAGAUUUAUUCACUAUGAGAGCUGUACAUUAUUUAGUUUAAAGAUUUGUCUUUUUUUAAUGAAAGAACUGCCAAUAUUGUAGUGAUAUGUCAGAAGGAUCUCAGUCUAAGCAUACAUGUGCACAUUUCAGGCUGUCAAGUUAUGAAAACCAAUUGUGUUGAUAAUGUUGUAAACAUCAUAUUGCUUUG